This is a messenger RNA of Oikopleura dioica, 357 nucleotides long. Lineage: Eukaryota; Metazoa; Chordata; Appendicularia; Copelata; Oikopleuridae. The record is from the annotation of a GenBank genome assembly.
AUGCAAAACGGAACCCCUAAUCAGGUGCCUGAAAAUGGAACACUAAACGAAGAGGAAAUCCUAAAACAACUCGAAAACUACUGCAUUCAACUGAACAUCGACUUUCAACCAAUUAAGCUAUCAUACGACAACAAGUACUUCCAAACUGCAUUGGCCAAAGUUCUUCAAAACAAUACCAUUCCACAGGCGGGGCUGAGAAGUGGCUUUCGUGCGAAACAGCGGCUGAACAAUGAGUUUGAAAUUAUUGGUGAACUGGGCAAAGGUGGCUUCGGGAAGGUUUACAAAUGCAGACAUUUGCUUGAUGAAAAGAUUUUUGCCGUGAAGAAGAUUGAGAUUGAUCCAUUAGGGGCGGACUGA